AUGGCUCCUUCAGUAGUAGAUGUCCCCGCAGACACAGUCUCCCAUCUGCCGCUGAAACUCUCAGCGGACGGUGACAAGACAAAUGGAGACGGUGCCGGCAUUUCGACACUCGAGCUCAAAGAUGUUGCUAAGACGGAUUUUGUCCUCCGCACCUUCAGAUGUCUUAUUGCCGACCUUUGUGAGCAAUUCAAGGGCGGCCACCCUGGGAGUGCCAUGGGAAUGGCAGCCAUUGGUGUCGCAUUGUGGAAAUAUGUGAUGCGUUACUCGCCAGAGAAUCCAAACUUUUUCAACCGAGAUAGAUUCGUUCUUUCAAAUGGCCACUGUUGCUUAUGGCAGUAUACGUUCAUGCACCUUGUCGGUUACAAGAACAUGACGCUUGACCAGCUCAAGUCCUAUCACUCAGACCGGACCGACUCCAUCUGCCCAGGACACCCCGAGAUCGAACACGAGGGCAUCGAGGUGACGACGGGACCCCUUGGCCAGGGCAUCGCGAAUGCCGUGGGCAUGGCCAUGGCCACCAAGCAGCUGGCUGCCACAUACAACAAGCCCGGCUUCCCGGUGGUAGAGAACACGACAUGGUGCAUGAUCGGCGACGCAUGCCUGCAGGAGGGCGUCGGGCUCGAGGCCAUCUCGCUGGCCGGCCACUUCAGGCUGAACAACCUCGUCGUCGUCUACGACAACAACCAGAUCACCUGCGACGGCUCCGUGGACCUGACCAACACCGAGGACGUCAACGCCAAGAUGACGGCGUGCGGCUGGAGGGUCAUUGAUGUCCUGGAUGGCAACCACGACGUCGAGGGCAUCGUCUCCGCCCUGGUCGAGGCGCGCGCCAGCACCGACAAGCCCGUCUUCAUCAACAUCCGCACCGUCAUCGGAAUCGGCAGCAAGGUGGCCGGCGACGCGAAGGCGCACGGUGCCGCCUUCGGCGCGGAGGACGUCGCCAGCAUCAAGAGGAACGCGGGCUUCGACCCCGAGAAGCACUUCCAGAUCUCACAGGAGGUGUACGACUAUUUCGCCGAGAUCAGGACCCGGGGCCGUGGCUUUGAGAAGGAGUGGGACGAGCUGGUCUCUUCGUACGGGGGCUCAUACCCAGACCUGGCCAAAGAGUUCGGGCAUCGCGUGCGCGGCGAGUUCCCGGAGGACUGGACAAAGCUCAUUCCCAAGAAGGAGGAAUUCCCAACAGCACCCACAGCCUCGAGGAAAUCCGCAGGGCUCGUCUGCAACCCCCUGGCUGCCAAGUUGAGCAGCUUCACGGUCGGGACGGCCGACCUGAGCCCUUCGGUCAACAUGAUCUGGAAGGGCAAGACAGACUUCCAGCACCCUGACCUCCGGCCCACGUGCGGCAUCACCGGCGACUACUCGGGCCGCUACAUCCACUGGGGCGUCCGCGAGCACGCCAUGGCGGCCAUCUCCAACGGCCUCGCCGCCUACAGCAAGGGCACCAUCCUGCCCGUGACAUCGUCCUUCUUCAUCUUCUACAUCUACGCGGCGCCGGGCAUCCGCAUGGGCGCCCUCCAGCGCCUGCAGGCGAUCCACAUCGGCACGCACGACAGCAUCGGCACGGGCGAGGACGGCCCCACCCACCAGCCCGUCGAGCUGGCCGCCCUGUACCGCGCCAUGCCCAACCUGCUGUACAUCCGCCCCUGCGACAGCGAGGAGGUCGCGGGCGCCUUCGUGGCCGCCCUCUCGGCCCGCGACACCCCCUCCAUCAUCUCCCUCUCCCGCCAGAACCUCGAGCAGUACCCCCAGCACUCGUCGCGCGACGGCGUCCUCCGCGGCGCCUACCCCUUCAUCGAGGACGAGGAAGCCGACGUGACCCUCAUCGGCGUCGGCGCCGAGAUGGCCUUUGCCGUGCGCGCCCGCGACGCCCUCCGCGACCGCCACGGCCUGCGCGCCCGCGUCGUCAGCUUCCCCUGCCAGCGCCUCUUCGACGCCCAGCCGCGCGAGUACAGGGCGGAUGUGCUGCGGUACCGCGGCAGCAAGGCCCCGCCCCGCGUCGUCGUCGAGGCCUACGCCGCCAACGGCUGGGAGCGCUACGCCGACGCCGGCUACUCCAUGAGCUCCUUCGGCCACUCGCUGCCCGGGGCCGCCGCGUACAAGUACUUUGGCUACGACCCGGAGCUGAUCGCGUCGCGCGUCGCCGCCUUCGCCGGGGAGUGGAAGGAGCGCGGGCCGGAGGAGUUGAGGGGGGAGUUCAGGGAUCUGAACCUUGGGGCUGCGGACCACUAG
This is a messenger RNA of Diaporthe citri, 2229 nucleotides long. RefSeq lists its product as uncharacterized. The transcript is spliced from 3 exons. The record is from RefSeq and is a predicted model, not a curated record. Gene Ontology annotation, cellular component: cytosol. Gene Ontology annotation, molecular function: transketolase activity. Gene Ontology annotation, biological process: pentose-phosphate shunt. Lineage: Eukaryota; Fungi; Ascomycota; Sordariomycetes; Diaporthales; Diaporthaceae. The coding region runs from base 1 to 2229 and encodes 742 amino acids.